CCCCUUCUGUCUGGAUAAAACUAAGCAAACAAAAUGCUAAUGAAAGACAACAACCUCGUACGCCUUCUCUCGCGUUCUUCCUUAGCAGCGUUGCAGUCUCUCCAGAUCUAUCAGCCCAGUGGAGUCAGAAGGAAGCAGUGGCAGAACUAAAUGGAGAGGCCAUCAUGGGUCUGCACCGUCUUCACUCAGUUGUUCCUCUGCGUCGCCCUCUACGUCGCCUUGAACUUGGGCCAGCCUCGGAAUCUCGGUAGCAAUCGUCAACCGGCAGGGAGUGGCAGAAUCAGAGGUGGCGCCAAUGUGGUUCUUGAUUUCCACUUCGUCACUGUCAGGGGCGGCGGCUUCAGGCCUCCCCUCCAGCAGGCCCGUCUUCUCAAACUGAUGGAGAAGGUAUCCAAGACCUUUAAUGCAAAGUUCGUGAUCAACAUCAGCGAACUUGGGGAGGAUGAUCCACUUAUGCAGAACGGUACUCAAAAUUUGGCAAUGCUAAAAGUUCCAUGGUAUACUACUGCUAAAGCUUCAAAUGGAAGUAAGGGUUGCUUUCACGAGCAAAUCAAACUGCCCUUCGGAAAAACUUUAGACAUCAUUGGUAUCGAUACUUACUUGUCAGUGGAUCCUGAGUCCAUGGGAUCAUCAAAUGUCCUUGGAGAUGAGCAGCAUAGAUGGAUUACGAGAACACUGGAAGCAAUCAGGGGUGAUUGGAGCAUAGUUGUGGGCUUUCAUCCAUUAAUUUCUUGUAACGAGAACAAGGAACAGGCAGAAGAAAACAGAGAUCCCAUACAUUUACAUGAUUUGUUAGCGAAAUUUGGAGUGAAUAUGUACUUGAGCGGAUUGGAUUGCACAUGUUCUAACUGCCAAGGCGGCUUAGCUUACUUUGAGAAUCCUAGUUUAGCGUCAAAGAAACAAGAAGCUGCCUCUUCAUAUGGAAGAUCAUCAAUCUUGUCAAGAGAAGUUGUUUUGCUUCUUCACAGAGUCACACGACUUAAGAUUGUGACAUACUUCGUUAAUGUAGACGGUGAAAUCGUUCAUCGAACUAUUCUGAGACAGCAGGGGAAGGAGGUCAUGUAAGUCUUUUUUCAUUGAUCAGACCAGCUCGUUGGCCUACUUUGCUUAAGCUACUCGCAAUUCUUUCUGUGGACAUACGAAUUUUUGUUUUUGUGGCCAAGUCCCAUUUUUUUCAUUGCAUAUAAGAUCGUUUCUUUGGGUUAUUUUGGGCUAUCUUUUGGAUAAAUUGGUCUUCUUUGCGAUAUCUUGUUGUAACUAAGAAACACUGGCUUGUUCAGCGAUGUAAUGAUGAGAUUCCAUUUUUGUACCAGUCAACAUCUUAAUACAAGUCAGAUUUGUUAGUGGUGUA
Punica granatum (pomegranate) is the source of this 1351-nucleotide messenger RNA. NCBI's taxonomy places the organism in Eukaryota, Viridiplantae, Streptophyta, Magnoliopsida, Myrtales, Lythraceae. The record is from RefSeq and is a predicted model, not a curated record.